AUGGAUGGCUCCCGGCACCAUCAGCUGCAGGAGCAAGAGCAGCAGGUGGAUCUAGAGGUGGUGGGGCGGCACGCGCUGCUCUUCGAUGAUGACUCCACGUCGGCGUUCAUCAACUCGUCGGACGUGCUCGUCCCCUGGAGUGGGGGCGAUGCUUCCCUCCUUAUCGACCGCUUCGACGCUCGCCAUCUUCUCCCGCAGCUCCCCCUGCGAGGGGCCUGGAAGAGGCAGCUACAAGAGGAUAACCUGCUGGAGCCCGACGGCGUCUCGCGGAUCGAACUGGAUGCAGAGCGCUAUCGAGAUCUCGAGAAUGGUGGCGAUGGGGAAGAUCAGCAAGAUGGAGGUGAUCAGGAAGAUGAAGGUCUGCCUCUCUGUCUCGUUAUUAGGUUCUGGAAACAUUCGCUUUCAAGUUUUUGGUAUGUCAUUGUAAAAGGCCGUUUUCAACUAGUUUAUAUGUUCGAUGUUUCCUUUCGAGCUAUCGUCUAUGUAUCGUUUUUAGAGUCAUCCUAAUAUAUGAGAAGACUCUAGUAAACUCCCCAUUUUUUAAUAGAUUCCGGUUAUAAUGUUAAUGAUCGAUCUGAUGAUUAGGAAUUGGAUAAUAAUUAUUCUAGAUCAACUCUUAAAUGACUCCUGGGGUUUUUUUUUUUCGAGGAGAACAAUGUUAGUAGCGCUCUCUAUAUCUUCAUAUGAUUGUAAGAAGAACAAGAUGCAAUGGUCUCCAUAUGCUGUGCUAGUGUUUUCCUUUUAUUGUUAAUUUAUGAGCUAUUUAUUUUUAUUUAUAUUCUUGUGGAAUUGUUACGAGGCUGUUGUGAGUUUGGUUUUUUAGACUGUCGUGUUAUCCACUGGCAAAUCACUACAUUAGACAUGUUUAAGUGCAUUUUGUUGAAGCAUCAAGAUUCGUCAAAGUUACCGAAUUGGCUAAAUUUUAAAGUGUCUUCUACGUCGGCAUUAGGUUUCAGUGAGUCCUAUUAGUUAGGUUAUCGAAAAAGGAUCAGUUGGACGAAUUGCAUCCGUCUUCCAGUUUCAAGCUGUUCUGCGCGCCAUUUUAUUUUUUCUUUUUUAGGGUGUCCUGUUCCUAAUAUUCCUGUCAACGAUCUUAUGUUCCUGCAUAGUGGGUUAGAAAUGGUUGACAGCGUUGUCUAGUAAUCGCUAUCAGAUGAUACCAUGUGAAGUAAAUGUACGAUAAUGCUGGGAGAAUAUCUGAUAUUCUUAUUUAACUCCAUAUCAGGCGUCAAGUAAGAUGCUUCCACCUACUUUACAGCUCAUCCUCUUUACUUAUUAAUGGCAAGCUAUUGUUUAAAAUUUUGGAUAUAUUUGAAGUACGAUAAUGUAGUCCGUAAUUGACACUCUGUCACGAUGCAGAAGUAAAGAAAAAUGGAGCAAAAUCUGGCAUCUAUCGCACAGUUCCGUUUUCAUAUAACGCUUCUGGAGACUUGAAGAGUCAGGAAGACGGGUUGGAGCAUUCAUGCUAUCGACCCCCUUUCCCUGUGCCUGAAUACCUGCUUAGUAACCUAGUAAGUGUAUAAUACGUUUUCCUUUUGAUGGAAAUUCAUUUACGCACGUGUGGAUAAAUUCCCAACUAGAUCAUUCUUUGUAUUUUCUUUUCUCCAGCUUAUCCAGUGAUACUUGUUCAAGGUGCGUGUUUUCUUCUAAGGUUUACAUUUCUAAGUUUCAGAUGAUGGGAGCAGAAUGAAGUUCAUACCUAAGGUUAGCAUUCAUGGGCACAUCGUUUGCAUGUGAUGUGUCAUGACGUAAGGACAGUGCAGGUGGGAUUAGAAUGAUAUAAUUGCAUCGUUUCAUGAAGAAAUGAGUUCUUUAAAUCUAAACCUGUCUAUCUGGAUCACCCAUAUGUUUGGCUUAACUUGCCCUUUUUUUUAAGUUUUACAUAACGAGCCACACAAUAUUCGAUCAAAAAGUUUUCAAUACUUAUUAUUCUAGAUCUGUUAACGUUUGCGUUACUGAUAUUGAUACUUUUUCUUUGGGUUGUUGUUGCAGCCUCUGACAGAGAAGGUGCACCAAAUUAUUUCCAGAACUGCUAAGUUCGUCAAUGAACAUGGAGGACAGACUGAGAUUAUCUUGAGAGUUAAACAAGGUGGUAACCCGUCGUUUGGGUUUUUGAUGCCUGACCAUAAACUUCAUGCCUACUUCCGUUUCCUUGUUGAUCAUCCUGAGCUUUCCAGAAGCGUUACUGACACAGUUGGCAAAUUAGAAGAGAAAAAAACACUAGACAGUGUAGAGAAUGCGUUGUAUAUUGCUGGUGGGGCACUUUCAUUGCUCGGGUCUGUAUAUGGUACUGGCGAGGAUGAUGGAAUCCCAGAUACCUCAGAAACCAGGGAAACGCUAGUUAAAAGUUCCAAGGAUGCUGCUUCAGCCACAGCCCCUCGCAAAUCGCAAACGUCUACUUCCCGUUUUGAUGACGAAACAAAGGCAGCUAUCAAAUUACCACCCGCUGUUAGUGAGAAGCCCUUACUGUCUAAAAGGAGCCGUUCAUCAGCUAUGAUCGAUUCUGCAGCUGCACGGAGUAGAACAAAGGAAGUUACAGCUGGUUCUCCCGAUUCAUUUAUCAGCAAGUCUGGAGCGGACUCUUCCAGGCCUAGGGCUCCAGUGGUGGAACCCCCAUCUAAUUUGAAGCGGAUGGUUGAGAAGACAGUCGAAUUUAUUUGUCGGAAUGGAAAAGAGUUCGAGGCUUCCCUUAUUCAGCAGGAUAAAAUGAAUGAAAAAUUUCCAUUUCUUCGGUCGUCAAACCAGUAUCACUCAUAUUAUCUCAAGGUUCUCCAGCAUGCUCGCGAGGUAUGUUAAUUCCCUAAUUUUGAGUAAAAAUAAUGUCAGUCCGUUAGGCGACGAUAAUAUUUCUUAAAUCUACCUGCUCAUUUUUUUAGGUUUAUUUUCCAUCUUUUUAUACCAUCAGGGAAUGAUAAUUCACAUGUGUUUUAUUCUUACCUCCAUUUGUCUGUUUACUUUAUUUUUUAUUCCUCCAUAAAUGGGGGGGUGCCGUUUGGCUUCAGAUUCUAGGGUCAAAUAGUCUCUCUUUCUUUUGUUGGGGCUAACUGAUGAUUGGUUUGGUCUAUAGUUAAUAGUAGAAUUUCCUUGGAAAAUAGCAUUCCCGAGUGGAAAGUGAAAGAAGUGACGAUCCCUCAUUAACAUGAGCCCAACACGAUGUAAAUUUGAAUCAGAUCACAAGAUACGAUCCGCUCAUGGAUUACUGUAGGUUAUUCAUGCGUAUACUUUUCCAUUCAUCUCUUGCAAAUCGGCUUUUCUUGGUUAAAACAAAAAAUAGAAUCAUCUCAUGUCAUUUUAAUUAAUCUACUUUCACCUUUCUUCACCACAAAUCUAAUUUACUGAUUCAUCGUCCUGCCAACCCCUGUGCUGCUUGGCCAUCUCUAUUUGACUGUUUUAGCUUAUUUAUGAAUACUCACCCGAGAGAUCUUUACUGGUCCGGACUCCCAUAUCCUAUUUUCUUUACCUAACUUCAGUUUGAUUCCCACCUCUCACCGGAUGCGUUUUUACUCUCAUCUCAUUGCAGACAAAGCUACCUUACAAGAAUAUUUCUGAUCACCGUGUCGGAAGCAAGGCAGAAGCUAAGGUGGCUGAUGAUUAUCCUUCAGAUGCCUGGAACGUGGAAAAACAAUUCGAAGCCCCACUCCAGCUGGACAGGAAAGAGAAAUUCAGGAUGGUGCUCGGUGGGUCAAAAAAGGAUGCAAAUAAUUCAUCUUCGAAACCCUCAAAGCCGCCGGGUCUGAGUGCCGAAGAAGCAGCUGCUAUUGUCUUGGGAGCAACAAGAGGCCGCCUAGGCAGCCAGACCAUGCCCGAUGCCCCAAAGAUGCCAGCAAUUCACGUUCCUGAUGCAAUCCGUAGAGCUGUCGAGGGUCCCUCCACCUCCAGCCUCGCGAGUUUCCCUCCUUUCCCUGCCAGCAACCCUCCAUCAAAGUCUACUUCCGACAGCGAGGGAGCCGCAGAUCUGCCCAAUGGUUCCUCUCCGGCCAAAGAAAGUGACAGCACAGCUGGUUGCAUCGCGAAAGAAGCCGAUUCCUCUGUUGCUUCUGCGACAGAGGAGCAGAAGCUGAAAGCAGAGAGGCUGAAGCGCGCAAAAUUAUUUGCGGCUAUGAUAAAGAGUGGUAAGCACAAAGCCGACGAGCACGCGGCUGCUCCGAGCCCGAUCCACUCCGGCCAUGAACCCCAGCCUGGGGGUGGGAGCGGGAGAGAAGAAGGCAACAGCAGCUUGGUGGUACCUGCAGAGGCCGAGAACUCUGGUUCGGGCGAGAAGCCGAUACAGAAAUUAGCCGCCCAUGGCGGAGUGCAGCAUGCGGAAGACCCCGAGGCGGUGGAGCGUGAGCAUUCCAGGAAGCGGCACCGUUCCAGACAACACUCGAAUGGAGAUGGCCACAAGCGCGAGCACCGCAGGCACAGGCACCACCGCUCCCCCCCCUCUGAGGACGACGGGCGCCAGCGGAGGAAGCACCGCCACCACCGUUCCUCUUCUUCCAAACGCAAGCGCCGGGGCUCGGACGAGGACGAGGACGAGGACGGACGCUCCCACAAGAAUAAGAGGAGCUCAGGAUCGCAGCGCGAUGGCCGUGAUCGGCGGCGCCACAGGGAAGAAGAGAUGGGCAGUGAUUCCCGCCGUGAUCUGCCGAGCCAGGGGGACUCCAGCUCGAGGCCUUCAUCAGAAGCUCAUCAUCCUCGAGGGCCCUCAUCCAAAGAUCCCCCCAGUGAUGGCGUCCAAGAAGAAGCCCGGCCUUCUGUAGCGACCGAGGUUCCCGAUGAUCUGAGGGCGAAGAUCCGGGCGAUGCUGCUGGAAACGUUGUAG
Molecule: messenger RNA, 4804 nt
Organism: Spirodela intermedia
Lineage: Eukaryota; Viridiplantae; Streptophyta; Magnoliopsida; Alismatales; Araceae
Source: the annotation of a GenBank genome assembly